AUGCCUGUGGAUCCCAUUGCCAAGCCCCGAUUGCCCGCCCUCACUUCCAAACCAAGUCCUUCGUUCACCACCCGGUUACGCCGAGGAUACGCGCUUCCAAGCCCUUGUACACAGCACACUGAAAUGCCUGCCAGACUGCGCAGCACGCUCCAAAGGAGCAUUGCGCGCCCCCUGGACAGCGCCGGUGUCAUCUACUGCCAAUCGUGUUCAACAUGGCGGCGAACACUCUCGACGCGUGCUACCAGUAGCAUUGACAAGAUUGCGCCUGCGCGCCGUAGCGAUCGCCUUGCCUCUCCGGUCGCCACCUCUUUUACUCGCUCCAUCAUAACUUCCACCGCCAUAUCCACCGUUCCAUCACGAUUCAAGGAGCUACAUGACGCUUUGAGCGGGAUAAAGGAUGCGACCAUUGAGCAGGUCAGCGUGAGCCGGUUGCAGCUUGCCUUGCGGGGAUUGGAAUCAGAAGAACCCUUGAUUCGAAUUGCUGUUCUUGGUCUCGACAAUGUGGAUUCUGCUCGGAAACUCGUUCGAUUACUUCUUGCCGAUCCUUUGGGUCCCCGCGAAGACUGGGAGGAUAUUCUCGAGACUUACGACUCCGACGCCUCACAAGGAUUGCUGAUUCGAUACGGCGAGAUUUCAGAGUCUAUCCCCAAUGACCUGUUCCCUACGAUUGCAGUUCGAUCGUCUAUCUUGAAGAAGGGUAACUUGGAGAUUCUUAUCAGUGCUAUUGGCUCCGGGUCAAACUCGACUCGGACAACCCUCGAUGCCGACACUUUCCUCGUGCCUACCGUCACUAUUGAAACACCACACCCGGGCCGGAAUAACAUUGUGCGGUACCCAGUACACCGAAGUAUCGUUUGUGGAAGUGGCGUGGAUGGACUACUGGCAUUCAGCUCUCUUAUGGGCCAGUCAGACCUAAAGAAUGAGGUGGAAUCUGUACGUGGUGCCAUCGAGCUGUCUGUGGACAACGAGAAGUCCGGUAAUAGCCGGCUCUCUUUUGUGGAUAUUGAGCGCGCAUCAAAAGCGCUGGAUCGUAUUCGGGAAUCAGUGCAAAAUGCCACCGAGUACGAGCGAGGUUGGACUGGAAGUGGUGUACAACCUACUAUAGAUUGGCUGGCAUCUACUUCCCAAGUGGUAAAGGAAGACACAUUGAAUCCUGCGUUGGUCCCGUUAAUCGAGUCCAUACUGGAUGCUGCGGACGAGGGUGUUCUCGCUCGGGAUGCCAAGGCCCUUGAAGGUCAAGCAGUCGGAGUCCCUCAAGAGAAUGUCCGAUUCGAGCUCGAGCGCGGGGUCGUAAGAUGGGCCGAGCGAGCACACUCAGAGUUGCGCAGCUCCCUCGAGGCUGGCUUCGCCAGUCCCAGGUGGCGCGGCCUGGCAUGGUGGAAACUUUUCUGGCGCGUCGACGAUGUGGGCAUGAUUACAUCCGAGAUCCUGGAGAAGCGGUUCCUACGCCGCGCAGAGCGAGAAGCGAUCUGGUCCUCGGGCCAGUACCAGCAGGCUGGCCUGCUAGACGACCCUGAGCCCGCCACUUCUCCUGAGCCAAACCCAGACUCCCCGGCUGCACAAUCUACUCCUAUUCCGCCUCCGUGGCCAACUCAUAUCCCUGACAUGCGCACCAAGUUGCUCACUACUACUGUUCCCUCUCUUCAAGCCCUUGCGCAGAGCCUGGUGCUCUUCAGCAUCUCCACCACAACUCUCACCUCCGCCCUCUCCGCCCUUACCUAUCUCUCUAUUCCCACUGCUUCCGUGUACGAAUCAUGUACCCUUGGUGCCGUCGGUCUCAUCUACUCUCUACGCCGUCAGCAGAAAAAAUGGGUUGCUGCGCGUGAAUUCUGGGAAGAGGAGGUCCGCGAAGAGGGCCGAGCCUCUCUCCGCGAAACCGAAGAUCUCAUGCGGGGAAUAGUCCGCGACGGUGGUAAAGAUAUUGAGGAUCUGACAGAUCACCGUGCACGGGAGGCCGUUGACCGAGCGCGGAAGGCACUGGCUGAGAUCAAGGCCUGA
Penicillium verhagenii is the source of this 1998-nucleotide messenger RNA. RefSeq lists its product as uncharacterized. The transcript has 3 exons. NCBI's taxonomy places the organism in Eukaryota, Fungi, Ascomycota, Eurotiomycetes, Eurotiales, Aspergillaceae. Bases 1 to 1998 code for a protein of 665 amino acids. The record is from RefSeq and is a predicted model, not a curated record.